Molecule: messenger RNA, 8049 nt
Organism: Stegodyphus dumicola
Lineage: Eukaryota; Metazoa; Arthropoda; Arachnida; Araneae; Eresidae
Gene: Eph
Product: Eph receptor tyrosine kinase
Biological process (GO): ephrin receptor signaling pathway; protein phosphorylation; axon guidance
Cellular component (GO): plasma membrane; dendrite
Molecular function (GO): ATP binding; protein binding; transmembrane-ephrin receptor activity
Source: RefSeq, a predicted model, not a curated record
CGUAGCUAGCGAGUUGUUCUCUUGCGGGACGUUGGUGUGGCCGCAGCUGCAGAGUGUAUCGGCUUGUCGUGUUCCACUCUCCCCGAUUAUGUGUCAUCAACGGUGGAGGGGUUUUUAUCUGUGGGUAUACUGUGUGCUUAUUUCGGAUAUUUCUAUUGGAUUAACCGAUGGCGAGCCGCGAUACGAAGGAAAUAAGGUGGUUCUUCUCGACACAACACUUGAAAGUUCCUUAGAAUGGACAAGGUAUCCAUAUGGCCCCCAGUCAAGAACCCCUGGAUGGGUUGAAGAAAGCUUUACAAACUUUGAACAAGGAAUUAAUUGGCGGUCAUAUGUAGUUUGUGAUGUAGCUUAUAACAGUGUGAAUAACUGGCUGUGGACACCUUUCAUCGAACGAAGAGAGGCCAAUCGAAUGUAUAUUGAAGUGAAAUUUAGCAUGAGGGACUGCAAUCUGUUCCCAGGCAUGGCACUAUCAUGCAAAGAAACAUUCUCUCUUCUAUAUUAUGAGUUUGAUGCUGCUACGAAAGAACCACCACCAUGGGAGCCUGACUCUUAUAAGCUCAUCGAUCGAAUAGCUGCAGAUGAAGGCCGUUUCACUUCAACCAGUGAGGUGAUUAUAAACACUGAAGUAAGAAGUGUUCCCAUCACCAAGAAAGGUGUCUAUUUUGCAUUUCGAGAUCAAGGUGCCUGCUUGUCUCUUAUAGCAAUCAAGGUCUUUUACAUUACUUGUCCAUCAGUGACACUCAAUUUUGCAUACUUCCCUGAAACUCCUACAGGACAUGAACUUCCUGCAAUUGUAUCUGCAGAGGGGCAGUGUGUGGCUAACACUGCUGUUGUGGAUACUCCCCGCCUUCUAUGCAAAGGUGAUGGAAACUGGACUUUGCCUUCUGGUGGCUGCAAAUGUAAUCCUGGCUAUGAACCAGUAGAUCAGUCAUGUCAAUUAUGUUCCCCUGGUAUGUAUAAAGAAAAAGUUGGAGAUGAACUAUGUAUGCCAUGCCCAUUACAUAGUUCUGCAUCAUUUAGUGGUUCUGUUGAUUGCCAGUGUGACAAUAAUUUCUACAGAGCACCAAAAGAUCCAAAAUCUUGGCCUUGUACAGAACCACCUUCCCAGCCUCUGAAUUUAUCUGAAACUUUUGUGGAUCAGUCUUCCGUGCUCCUUUCCUGGCUGCCACCAAAGUUCUUGGGAGGUCGUAAUGAUACAUUUUACCGAGUUGUAUGUGAUAAGUGUGGAAGUACUGUUGCAUACAUUCCAUCUCAGCAAGGUUUCAGUGACACUAAGGUGACUGUAACAGGUCUCAGUCCUGUAACAUCUUAUAAUUUUAAAGUCUAUGCUGAAAAUGGGGUAUCAAGCUUCACCAAGAGUAUGUUUGCUGAAAUUACCAUCACCACUGAAGCAUCAGUUCCUUCUGUUGUUUCAAAUGUGCGAAUAAAACCUCUCAAAAGUUCCGAAAUGUUACUAGAAUGGGAUGCUCCAGAUGAUCCAUUUUCUGACACCGAGAAUUAUGAGUUGAGGUACUUUCCAAAGGGUCAUGAAAGAAAUGGGUCCACUCUGACAACCACAAAAUUAGAAGCUGUAAUUCGAAAUUUGAAGGAAGAAACUCUUUAUGGAUUCCAGGUUCGUGCGAAAACCACGCAUGGCUGGGGAGAUUAUAGUAAAGUAAUAUACAAGAUGACAGGAGCAAAACUAGCAACUCGAGAGCUUGUCACUGAUGACCAAGUUCAAGUGCCAAUGAUUGUUGGAGUUGCUGUAACUGUUCUUGUUCUAGUUGUUGUUGUAAUUGUGAUAAUAGUCGUAUACAUACGAAAAAGCUCUGAUGAAUGCAAUAAAAAACAACCAAGUGAUUGUGAUACAUUAGAAUACCGUAAUGGGGAAGGUAAGAAAUUAGUGCCAGCACUUGUUCACCCACCUAUUGUUCCCACUGCAUGGUUGACCACUCCCUUGUUUACACAAUGUGGAGCUUCAAGAGCCUAUAUUGAUCCACAUACGUAUGAAGACCCUAAUCAAGCAGUACGAGAGUUUACUAAAGAAAUUGAUGCAUCUCACAUUACAAUUGAAUCAAUUAUAGGAGGAGGUGAAUUUGGAGAUGUUUGCAAAGGUCGUUUGAAACUUCCAUGCCAAACAGAAGUUACUGUUGCCAUCAAAACCUUGAAACCAAGUUCUUCUGACAAAGCACGAAUGGAUUUCUUGACAGAAGCGAGUAUUAUGGGCCAAUUUGAUCAUCCUAACGUUAUUUAUCUCCAAGGAGUUGUAACAAAAAGUAAUCCUGUUAUGAUCAUUACUGAAUUUAUGGAGAAUGGAUCCUUGGAUACAUUUUUAAGAGCCAAUGAUGGAAAGUUUCAAGUCAUUCAACUUGUUGGAAUGUUGAGAGGUAUUGCAGCUGGAAUGCAGUAUUUAGCAGAAAUGAAUUAUGUUCAUAGGGACCUUGCAGCACGCAAUGUUCUUGUGAAUGGAAACUUGAUUUGUAAAAUAGCUGAUUUUGGUCUGUCGAGGGAAAUAGAAAGUGCUACAGAAGGUGCAUAUACAACAAGGGGUGGAAAAAUACCAGUCAGGUGGACUGCCCCAGAAGCCAUUGCAUAUCGCAAAUUCACUUCUGCAAGUGAUGUCUGGAGUUUUGGAAUUGUGUUUUGGGAAGUGAUGUCAUAUGGGGAAAGACCAUAUUGGAACUGGUCAAAUCAAGAUGUUAUAAAAAGUAUAGAAAAAGGUUAUAGGCUUCCUGCUCCAAUGGAUUGUCCAGAAGCUUUACACCAACUAAUGCUGGAUUGCUGGCAGAAAGAACGUGCUCACAGACCAACAUUUGCGAUUAUUGUCAAAACUUUAGAUAAGUUAAUGAGAUGUCCUGAAAGCUUGAAAAAGAUAGCCCAAAACAGACAUCAAAAUCCUUUGGAUCCAAAUGCACCAGACAUGACUCAGUUUAAAACAGUUGAUGAGUGGCUCGAUGGGAUCAAAAUGGCACGUUAUCAAGAAAAUUUCCAGCAGGCUGGUAUCACAACGAUGGAUGCUGUGACCAGAAUCACUCUGAAAGAUGCUCUAGGAGUUACUUUAGUUGGCCAUCAGAAGAAGAUAAUUAACAGCAUUCAAACAAUGAGAGCACAAUUGAAUGCAAAUAUGUCGGAAGGAUUUUUAGUAUAGCAAAGCUCAAAUGAACUCGGUCAGACAUGUAAAAUAAGAUAGUUGGGUCUAGCACCGUGACUUCUUUUUCUAACAGGUGCCAUUGCUGCCACACAAAACAAACAAAAAAAAAAAAAAAAAACUUCUGGUUUGAAGUCUCAUUGGGCACGAUGUGAUAUGCCUCCGAAGUGGCAAAGGGCGAAGACCGUUUUUUCGAGAUAUGGUGCUGCGAGCCCCAGUAGCUUGCUUGCCCUCUUUGCUCAUUGAUGGCAUCUGUUCCUCCUGGGCAACCAGGCCAGUCAAAAAGAAAAAGGUUUCUUCUGUACAUAUAACAUAUCAGAUCUUGGAAAUGAAAUUGUGACAAUAUUUGCCCAAUUUUCCAGUGGCAAGAUUCCAGGAAGGAACUGUAAGAGGUGGAAAGAGCAGCAUAUCAUUUCCAGUAAAAACUGUUGGUGUACUUAAUUUUGAAUUGCAGCUGUAUAUUUGUUCUUGUGCUGCUCAUCUCUUUCUUUAUUCAUCUGUGAUCUGCAACAUUAUGUAAAUAUGCAACAGAGUGUUUGUGUGUCAUGUAUGUUUUUCUUUAUUCUGUUUGUGGAAAGAUGGUGCUUAUCAUUUGUUAUUUUGACUGUAGGUACAUUAAUAUAUUCAGUUAUGUCACAUUUUGAGUCUUAGCCCAUUGCUCCCGUCCUUGUUUCAAAACGAGAAAAAUGGUAAAGAUUUGUUAAAUACUUUUUAUUUCAGUAGCUGGGCAUAUUUCUGUGAUGCAUGUGCUUAGAAGCAAUAUUUGUGACUUGCAAAAGGUAGAAUAAAGAAGUUGCUCAUGUUAUGUACUGGCAAAAUACACCGAUAGUGAUUUAAAUGUAAUUUUAAUAGUCAUAGUGUCACUUUAUUUGCAAAUGUAAGGUAACUCGCAAUGGCAAUACUAAAUAUGUAAUGAUUAUUUUUUGCAUUCUGUUAUAUAGUUAAGUAAGUUGAACUACAGCAUUGAAGUGUUAUUAGUGUAUUUUUUUUUUUUUUUAAAGAAGUGAUUGUUGUUCAUUUAUUUGCGUUAUUGCCUACAUAAUCUGCUAAGUUUAUUUUAAAUCAUUAAGCUUUCAUUUCAUUGCUUUGUUCCUAUGAAAGCAAUCAGAAGUUAUUUGAGUAAUAAUGGUGCUGUUGUUUAUAUAUUUACUAUGCAAUCAAGUAUAUGGAACAAAGCUCACUAAGAUGCAAGAUGUAGAAUUCAUGUUAACAUACUUUAACAUUACCAAAUAAGUAUGAAAGGGAAGAUUUGGAACUAGAAUUAUAUAGUACCUAGAAGUAGUUCCUUAUCAAUUAUGCAAGGUUUUACUUUAAUAAUGGAAGUGAAAUAAUGUCUAACAAUAGCAAAUCAUCCAGAGGCCUAUACUUCUAUUUUUAUAUUUAUAACCCUUAAUAUAGUCUAAAAUUGAAUUAACUGAGUUGAAAAAAAAAAUUGCAUUUGAAAGCAAAAAAAAAGACUUAACUGCCUAAUUUUAAUACUGAAGCCAGUAAAUAUUUAAAUUAUGAGAUGUAUAAACAUAUGCCUAUUAGAGUAAAUAUGGUUGAUAUUUGAAUGAAAGAAUCGGAGCAAUAAUAGUUGAUGUGUUUUGCACUAUAAAAUUGCAAAAAGACAGAAAAAAGAAUGACUUAUAUUUUUUACAAAUGCUAUACAUUAUAAAAGGUUAACAUUUUUGCUGAUGCAUAAUAUAAAGCAUUUGAUAUGCUUUUUCUGCUUAUUUUGUAAAAAUAUAUGAUGUUAUGUAAUAAAAAGAUAAUGCCAAUCCAAAACUUUUUUGAGAACAUAUAAGCUAUGCAACUUUAAGCAAAGGGGAAUUGUAAAGUUAUUUUACUUUAGUAAUAUUAAUCUGUUUUUUGUUUUGUUUUAGAUGUUUGCAUGUUCACAUUACAUUAUUCCUUUCAUGUUUUUGUGUGAUAUAAAUUCAGUAAAACUUUAAAUUAGGUAAUUUUACUAUGAAAAAUGCAAUAUUUCGUACAUACGUGAAUGAAAUGUAAGCAGGAGAGGGACAAUGUUCUGUCAUCCGUGUUUAAAUUUAUGUAUUGCACAACUGUUUUCCCUUUGUUGAAUAGAAAUUUGCAUGUAAUUAAUUGUUUGUAUAUAUAUGUAUGUUUCAGAUGGGGGGCAAUUUAAAUCUAAAAACUGUACACUCUUAUUAUUAUUGUUUUAUAUAGAGUUUUAGUGCCAAAGUUUGUGACCAGUUUUACAUUUGUCAGUCUAACUAUGCAUUACUAAUGAAAAGUUGCAUGCGCUCCAAUUCCACUGCCUUGUUUUAAUUUUUUUAAUUAAUGAAGCAUGACGUCUCUAUCUCAAAGUUUUCUUAGUAACUGACAUGUUAAUGUACAUUUAAAUCAUUUUAAAUAGUUUGAAUAUUUAAAGUUUUUAAUCGAUUUGUUUUUCAAAAGUAGUUCCAUAGAUUUUUGUUGACAUGUUUUUAUGUGACUGAUGCUAAACGUUUUUAAAUUUGUAAAAUAAUAUUUUUUCUUUUCAUUUAGGAAAUACUAAAUUUUGAUGAAUAAUAAUGAUAAGUGUUAUGUACUUAAUGCCGUAAGUUUUUAAGAAUUAAUCUUGAAACAGUAAUAGCUUCCUUCAUCUAUCAUCUAGUCAGGAUAGGUAAAUAAGCAGGCAAAAUUAAUGCAGUUUUGUGAAUCAUAAUAUUUAGAUUUGCUUUCUUUACUGUUAAAAUGUGUCACCUGUAUUAGGAUAAUUAAUUAUGUUAAGGAUAAUUAAAUUUUUAACCCCUUAGAGUAAUUUCAAUACAUAUCUCUCUUUAUAUUGCUGCAUCGAAUAACUGUUUUCAGAUAUAGAGAGUCACCAUAUUUUAAACUUAUUGCUGCAAAUAAUAGAAAAUUAUAUGUAUUGGAAAAUGCUGGAAUUUCACUAUAUAUAUUUGCACUGCUUAUGAAAACUUUGAAAUGUAUAUUUACUGCAUAAACGAAAUACUUUCACAUGUAUAUUUAAAUAAAUCAGUGGCCACUUUAUUAUUCCACUUUGUAUAUAUUCUAAUGCCAUAAUUUUGUGCACUUGUUACUAUGUACAUGCAAUAUACACUUUUUAUUGCAAAUCAAAAUGCUUUAGAAGGAGUGGCAUACAGUUAUGUCUUUUGACUUUAUUUAAUUCUUUUUGCUUUCAUUGCUUCCUUUUAAAACUAUUCCACAAGUGCAAUGUUUAGUGAUAGCUUGAAUCACAGAACAACUAAUAACAAGUAGCUCAUUCACUCUCAGAUAUUUAUGAUUAAGUAUUAAAUACACAUCUACUACAUACAGGGUUUCCCUCCCUCCUCCAGAAUAGAAUUUGAAUAAUUUUAGAAUAAUUAAUUUUUUUCAUUUUUUUUGGGGGGGGUCAAUUUCUUUAUCCUUUAAAAAAAAAUUUCUCUCUCUCUCUCCUCUUUUUUUUUUUUUUUUUCCCCAACUUGUAAUGCAUGCAAAUUUUAUCUUUGAUACCUAUUUACAAAACAGUAUACGUGAAUACGAAUAAUCUUUAAAAGAAAAACAAAAAUGUGUAUUUAAAGUUAUGUAUUUUCUAUAUUCCAGAUAUCUGCUAUUAAUAAAAAGAAUACAAUCUGAAAAUUAGUUAAAAUAAUCCCCCUUCCCCUUUCCAAAGUGAAUUCUAAGCAUGUAGUAUUUGUUUAAAGAGAACUUUUUACUUCUAUACUGUGGUUGUACUGAGAUUUAAAACGAAGUCAGCAAUGUAACAUAAUAGAAUCGUGUGUUUAAAAUGAGCUCAGUGAAUUUGUGAUAUGAAACCUUAUUUUCUUGAUUUUUUAAAAUUUUUAUUUAAUUUCAUAAUUGCUUUUAUCUUGCAUAAGAGUGAAGUUUGCCAUUUUCACAUUUUGAGAGUGACUCUUCUAUUUCAAUGAAGCAAUAAAUUGUUGAUAAAUACUUUGAUAGAUAAACUGAGUUUUAUAAUGUCCAUGUGUUUAAAAAAAAUAACUUUAUCUAUAGUAAAUUUUCCAUAACGAUUGUAUGAAGUAAUGUUACAUAAGUAUAAUGGAUCAUGAUGUUUCCUAUUUUUAUAAUGCAUAUUUUUUGGAUAAAUUAAUGAAUUUCUGCUUAAGCUGGAAAUUAAUUUUUUAUGCUGCAAGUUUUGCAAGAUAAAGCAAAAAAGAAAUCUUAUGCCUUUGUAAAAACUAAUAAUUGAAGUUAUAUAUAGUUGCAAUUGCUAUCUGGCAUUUUAGGAUUAAUGCUUGCCAUAGAUAUUCCCUAAAAUCUUGUAAAUUGCUUUUUAUUUUAAUGAAAUGAUUGCAGGGAGAAUGGCUAAAUUCAAAUUCUGCUAUGAAAUUUUAGUUUUUAAAAAUAACAACCUUCCUUUUUUGCACCAGUGUAGCCAUUGCAACAGAAAAGCACCUUGUUGGAAUACGGAUGCAAUUUACACUAUAUUUACUUGCUUGAAGCUAUAGUUAUGCAAAGGUGAAAAAUCCAUGCAGUUUUUAGUAAACAGUCUACAAAAUGCAUGGUCUGUCAAAAAAAGCUUAAAUGUGUAUGUGUGUUAUUGUAAAUUUGUUUAUAUGUGUGCAUUUGUCAUUGAACAAAAUGCAACUUAUUUAUUUUCAGGAAGGCCGUAGACACUUCCUGGUGUUGUUUAUUGUAUAAUAGGUCUGUACAAACUUUUGUAAAAAAAAUAAAAUGAUUUCACUAGAAUACCAAGAGGCAAAGGACAUGCUUCUCAAAUAUAUCAAUGACCUUGAUUUCCGUAGUGGGCUGUCUAGUCGUUGCACUUGAACACUGCUUCUGAAAUCUUGUAUUGCUGCACUGUUAACAUUUUCUUUGGCCAUCUGAAUUUCAUACAGUUAUAGUUCAAGAAACUGCACACUGAGUUAGUGAUAGCUACACCAUUUGUUUAUGCUUGUAUAUUUCAGCACAGACUGGAGCCAACUACUUGUUAUACAAGGUCUUUGAAUGCAUAAUAAAUUAAUUUUUAAAAAACA